Messenger RNA from Lithohypha guttulata, 1776 nucleotides. RefSeq lists its product as uncharacterized. NCBI's taxonomy places the organism in Eukaryota, Fungi, Ascomycota, Eurotiomycetes, Chaetothyriales, Trichomeriaceae. Bases 1 to 1776 code for a protein of 591 amino acids. The transcript is spliced from 2 exons. The record is from RefSeq and is a predicted model, not a curated record. Gene Ontology annotation, cellular component: endoplasmic reticulum; membrane. Gene Ontology annotation, biological process: transmembrane transport.
AUGCCUCUGUCAGACUACCUACGCUCGCCGACAUCUCACCGGUUAAGUCAACUGUCCAGUGCGAUUCAGCAACGCGAUCAAUAUGCUCUGGCGACGAGCUUUCCGACCAUGGACAUUCUCAAGUCAGGCAUGCCCGCAGCACGUCCGGAUUUCGGCCACCUCACUCUCCUCGUCUUUGAAGCUGUGCUUGAGGUAGUCUGCGUGAGUGCACCUGGCUAUAUCGUGGCCAGACAGGGCAUGUUCGACGCUGAAGCCCAGAAAUUCCUGGCCAAUCUCAACGUUCAGCUCUUCACUCCAGCACUGAUCUUUACCAAAUUGGCCUCGCAGUUGACCGCCGACAAACUCGUCGAUCUAGCAAUCAUUCCCUUGAUUUUCACCGUUCAGACCAUUAUCUCCUUCGGCUGCUCUUUUCUCAUCGGCAAGUUGAUGCGGUUUAAGAAACGGCAGGCAAAUUUUGUGAUAGCCAUGGCCGUCUUUGGAAACUCGAACUCCCUACCCAUUUCUCUCGUCAUCUCCUUGUCAAAGACCUUGCAGGGGCUACAUUGGGACAAAGUACCAGGUGACAACGACGACGAGGUCGCUGCUCGUGGCAUCCUCUAUCUUUUAAUCUUUCAGCAGCUCGGUCAACUCGUCCGUUGGACUUGGGGCUACAAUGUCCUUUUGGCUCCAGCUGACAAGUAUACUGAAGAGCAGGGUGGUACAAAGCAGAUCUCCGAGACUGAAAGAGGACGUGGUGUAUACAGAGAUGAACCCGAGACUCAGCGGUUAAUCAGUCCGUUGGGCUCUGAAGACAGAUUCACCGACGACGACGAUUCGACCACAGUAGCCGCUUCUCCUACAAAUACCAACGGAGUUAAGACCCCCAAUGGUUAUGGCAAAUACUCCUCGAGAUCCUCUUCAAGUACUCCUGAUGAUACAGUCCCUCCAGCAAAUGGAAAUAUCGCUCCUGAUCACAAUAUCAUAUCCGAUGCAACCAUACACAAAGGCAGAGAAGAUGUUGGGCCAGUCUCUGGCACAGUCAACAAGAUCAGAAAUGCAUUCAUUACAGCUGGGCGAAAGACAAGGCAAGGUAUCAGGUCUGCUGGCCAGUCUAUUUUUGCGUCACUACCCAAAUUUCUGCAGAGUGGCCUGAGCAAAGUAGGCUCUUUCAUCUAUCGUUUCUUCGCAGGCCUGUGGGAGUUCAUGAAUCCACCACUAUGGGCCAUGUUAAUCGCCAUCGUGGUAGCGUCUAUUCCUCCACUUCAGCACGUCUUCUUCGACAAAGGAACCUUUUUACGAAACUCGGUCACACGCGCAGUUGAGCAGAGUGGUGGCGUGGCUGUUCCACUUAUCCUUGUCGUCCUUGGCGGGAAUCUGGCACGGAACACCUUACCACGGGACAGCCCUGGCGAUCUCAGUGACCCCAAGCUGGAGCGGAAAUUACUCAUUGCCUCGCUGAUCUCGAGAAUGCUGCUCCCUACCCUUAUUAUGGCACCCCUACUCGCAAUUACAGCCAAGUUUGUUCCUGUCAGCAUUCUCGACGACAAGAUCUUCAUCAUCGUAUGUUUCUUGCUCACAGGAGCGCCAACGGCUCUGCAAUUGGCUCAAAUAUGCCAGAUCAACAACGUGUACAUGCCGGUCAUGAGUAACAUCCUCUUUCAGAGUUACGUGUUGGUAUAUUACCAUAACCGUGGUGGCAUCUGUUUGAGCGAGGCGUUGGGCGUGGUCAGUAAGUCAAAAGUCAUCAGUGCUACUUGUGAGCCCACAGGCAUUCUCACAUGGAGCACAUUAGAUUAG